Molecule: messenger RNA, 5045 nt
Organism: Xiphophorus couchianus (Monterrey platyfish)
Lineage: Eukaryota; Metazoa; Chordata; Actinopteri; Cyprinodontiformes; Poeciliidae
Gene: fndc7a
Product: fibronectin type III domain containing 7a
Exons: 14
Coding region: 1823-4276 (817 amino acids)
Molecular function (GO): protein binding
Source: RefSeq, a predicted model, not a curated record
AACUUUAUAGCAUAUUUGUGCAGAACAAAUAAUCUGAGGCAAAAAAUUGUGUAUAACAAAAAGAUAAUGUUUCACUGAUGGAACAUCCUAAAAGAUCAAUGUAGAUGAAGAUCAGUUCAAGACCCCUAAAUAUGAUACUUUGAUAAUCCACAGUUGGGACACAACCUCUGUUUUGUGAAUCACUGCUAAAAUGUUUUCUCUACUUCUGCAUAUCAGCCAUUAUUUUAAACCUGCAGUUUAGCACACACCGUUAGCUAACACUAGCACAUGAACUAACAUUAACAUGAUUGACUACAGGCCUACUACAAUCUAAAAUUAAGCUUAUAUAAUUCUAGCUAACGAUAGCUAAGACCACCAUCUGCUGUGCAAAUAGUAACUUAUAUGCUAAGCAACAACACCAAUGUUUGUUCAAACCAAAUUUAAUAUAAUCAAAGAUAACCUAAAGAAACACAAAAAAGUAACUCAUAUUAAGAUUUAAUUGCUUACACUUUACCUGAAAACAUAAACAUUCCCCCAUUUGCAAAGCCAUCAAAUCUAGAGUGAACCCGUCUCUUUCCCAACGACUGUUCUACGUAGAUAGCCAAAAACACAAAACUGAUGCCAAAAGGCUGUCUCACUUUACCACAAAACAAAACAAAAACCUUUUAGAUGGUGUGUGUGUUUCAUAAUGUCUGGUUUAAAUGUUACAUGACAUUCUGGAAAAAGAACAUCACACCAACAGUCAAACAUAGUCAUAGUGAUAGUCUGGUUUGCCUUGCUGCUCCCAAGUCUUAAUGACUUGUUUUUAAUGGAACCAUAAAAUCGGCUCUUUAACACAAAAUACUGAACAGAAUGUCAGCAAUGUUUCAGUUCAUAAACACCCUAAAGUUAUGCAGUAGGAAAAUGAUCCAAAACAUACCAACAAUUCAACCUCUGAUAACCUCAAAAAAUAACAGAUCUGGCUUCUGCUCGCUGUUAAAUUUUAUAGACAAUACCUUUUCACAGUAGAAUCAAUUUUGACAAAGCAAUUUGAUGAGCCUUCUACAUGUAACCUUUUUUUGCUCAGUGUGUUUUUCAGAGCCGGUCCUAUGGGAUUCCCCCACCCAGUUCACUGAAUACACAUUCAUUACAGAUACUCAUCCUCUUAUGGGAAUAUUUCUGGACAAAGGCCCAGAGGAUUUAGAGUUCUGUAACAUUUUCUUUUCCUAUUAAUGUUUUCUACUAUGAAGUAGACACGCUGCACAUAAUCAAUGUGUUUAUAUCUCCUUUUUGAACUAAAAUGUUUACAUUUAUUGGUCAAAUAAAAGUAAGAUUGUAAACAGAUCAACAACCUAAAGAAAAACCUUUAAUUACUCAGAAUCAGGAACCGGAAAGUGAGAGAACCGGAGGAAUCAAACUGUUGCUAAGAAGAUCAUUUUAGUUUCCUUCCAGACACAUAAGCAGCGUAUAUGGGUCAUCCCUUGUCUAAGCUUAUCUUUUCUUAACAAAAGAUUCACAGCUAAUAUGCAGGAUCCGGUUGCCAGACGUGUUUUUCUAUAAUAAUAAAAAGAACAGGUACAACACUCUUGAAUAACUUGUAAUAUACACGUCAUUAUCAACGUCCUCAUCUAACGAAGGCGAACCCCCAUCUCUGACUCCUAUAGGUCACUUUAACACCCCCUCUGAGGGGUGGAGUUACAGCCUUUGGGCUUUUUGGUAUUUGCUGAAACAAGAAAGCACCUGUCGUCUCAUCUGAGAGGGAGGAAAAAAAAUAACGUUGAAUUUAAGCCUGAGUCAUUGCCCUGAAGUCACUCUGAGAAACAGCAUCACGCAUUUCUGCUCCAGGCAGGAAAACACAGACAGCAUGGGAAUGGUGCGCUUGCACAGGAUCAAACUUUUUCUUCUAUUGACCUUUACAGGGGUAUGCACCGCUCAAAAUGACAUCACUCUGUCGGUAUUUACGGUGACAUCAAAGAGCAUGACGGUGCAGUGGAGCGUCCACUCCGGUGCCAGCUCCUACAAGAUCACAGCGACCCCCAAGAACUCUCCCGCGAGGCCGGUCUUCGCCCAGUUCAGCGGCAACACGGUGAUGGGCUCGGUGAACUCGCUGUCACCAAGCACAGUGUACACCAUGCAGCUGGAGGCCAUGGACAAUGCGCUCAAUGUCCUCAGCAGCGCAGAGACGGUGGAGACAACAGCUCCCGAUGUCCCGAGCAUUGACCAGGCCUACUCCAAAAACAGCGACAGCAUCACUGUUGAGUUUGCGGAAGUUUCAGGGGCAACCAGCUACAUCCUGAGGGCAGAAUCAACAACGGGGGAUUUCUUCUUUGAGACCCCAACGGCAAAGUCCCCGGGCACGGUGGUGGGCCUGCAGCCCUACACCGACUACAUUCUGAGCGUCAUGUCUGUCAACUCCGGAGGAAGGAGCCAGCCUUCAUACCCCAUCAAAGCCAGGACAGUUGUCAUUGCCCCCAAGUUGAACACAUCCUCCCCCAGCAAUGACUCCAUCCUUGUGACCUGGCCCCCGGUGGAGCACGCAAUCCGCUACACACUGAUUAUGAUCCAAGAAGGCUCCAGCACCCGCCUCAUACUUAACACCACUGACACCACGGUGACGUUUGACAAACUCGAACCAGGAGUUUCCUACUGUAUCAAGGGCAUGGCUUGGGACGCUGAGGGUCGGACCGGUGAUGACCUCACUGUCUGCCAGAUCACCCGUCCUCCGAGCCCAGAUGUAACCCAAGUCCAGCUGACUCCGGGUCGAUCUCUUGGAAUUGCUGUUUACUGGAUGACAGUGCAGGGGGCUAACAGCUACUUGGUCCUGGCCUCAAAUGGCCAAAACUGUAACACGAGUGACAGUUACUGCUUCAUCUCACCUCAGGAGUGUGGUCAGAACCACUCUAUCACCGUUACAGCCUACAACGAUGCUGGACCCAGUAGCCCCUCACAAUCGGUUGGCUACAUUACAUACCCAUGUCCCCCAGAGAACAUCUGGGUGGAGGAGCCCAUUGCCGGGAACUGCUCGGUGGUGUGGGAGAAGGUGCCCCUGGUGGAGUACUAUGUGGCUUUCAUAAAGAGGGAUGAUGGGACAGAGAAGUCCUGCAACACCACAAAGACCACCUGCCAGUUCUUCUGCAUGUGUGGCUACACGUACCUCACCAGCGUGUUCCCCUACAACCAGGCCGGCACCAGCCUCUUCGCAGAUGUCCGCAACUACACAACCAUACCUUGUUGUCCACAGGAUGUAUCCGUGAAGCUGGUGUCCACAGAGACACUCGAGGUCAUGUGGUCCCCAGUCAAGGGGGCUGAGUUGUACGAGACCACAGCAGCUCAGACCAACAAUGUCCUGCACUGCAACGACACGUCGCCAGUCUGUGCUCUCUCAGACCUGACAUGCAACUCCCUCUACUCUGUGACUGUGACCCCCUGCAGCGAGUUACGAGGGUGCAACUAUACUUGCACACCAUACAAACAGGAGACAGCUCCAUGUGCGCCAGAGAUCCUGAAUAUGACACAGACCACCAACUCCACAUACAAAGUCCUGAUAUCCACCCCAAACUCCCCCAAUACAAACUACACCAUCAGUGCUACUGGACGCUACGACAAAUACACCUGCCAGUCGAGAAAUAACUUCUGUGAGCUCACGCAGCUGUCCUGCGGCACAAUCUACGAAGUCACAGCUGUGGCCUCCACAGCAGUCGGAAAAAGUCUGCCUGGAUACAGCAAAACUCUGGAAACAGGUCCUUGCUGCCCAUCGACUGUAAACGUCACCCAGGUUACCCAGGCUAUGACCAACCUGACCUGGUCGCCCGGAACCGGCGCCGGCUCCUACAUAGCCACCCUAAUGUCCCCACGCGGGGAAGCCAAAUGUCACACUCUAGACACUCACUGCCUGAUGGGCUGCAUCACCUGUGGCACCAACUACAGCGUCCAACUGGACGCCAUCAGCAGCACGGGAUACAGGUCCCAGUGCCAAUAUCGAGGAUUCUCAUCCAGUGCAUGCUGUCCAACAGGCGUCAAGCUGUAUCGCCGCACCAACAACUCGCUCAGGGUGUACUGGCGUUCUUCAAGCCCUCAGGCUUAUAACCAUACAGUAGAGCUUUAUGGGACCGGGGCCAACUACACCUGCUUUGCUGCUGCAGGCAGCAUGUACUGUGACAUCCAGGAGGGAACCUGCGGGGACGUCUACACGGUAGUCGUAGCACCAGUGGGGAAGUCCGGGGUAAAAGUGACCUUCUGCCUGCCCAGGACGUACUCAGUUCUCUGUCCAGGAAGUAAUGCUGGAAUGGUUAUCUCGCGAAGAAGACGAAGUGUAUAGUAGCGGUGGGAGGAUCAUCUACCAUCAUUACAAUGUGGACAAAAAGCUUUGUUUACACUGGUGGGGAUUGAAAAGAUUCAUGAAGAAUAUUACGGCUUGUUUAAAAUCUCAGAAAAACUGUUUAUAAGAUAAAAAUCCAUAUAGAAAUAAUUAAAUACAAGUACAAUAAUACCAAAGCCAUACAACACAAAAUGUCUGGGAGCUUUGGGGGGAAAAUCAACUGUGAAAUUGUUUUUUGAAAAUUCUUUUUUAUUAUUGUUCUGGUGAUUUAGAAGAAAUGGCCACUUAUUUAACCUUCACACAUUGGCGCUGUAAUGUUUCACAAAAAAAUAAAUAAAUAACUGAGACAUGUAAUUAUGUGAAGUAAAAUUUUUUUUUUUUAAAUCCCAAACUGGAAAGAAUAAGACUGCCCCAACUCAUACAGAAGUAUUAAGUGCUUCUUUUUACUAUUAUUCUAACAAUUUGAUUGAAUUCAUCAUGUAUGUAAUGACUAAAACACAAAUAAAAUGAUAAGCUAGGACCCCUCCAAGUAGAAGGCCUCCACACGGUUGCAUAUCACGUUACUCCUGGUUGGUUGGUGGCCCUGAACGCGAAACUGGGACAGAUGACAUCAAUCCCAUCUGCUCGGAGUCAUGCGUGCACAGUCGUGUGGAUGAUACAUCUGAUCAAAUUCCUGGAGACAGAGUCAGUGUUAACUUUGUUUUCACUGAAUGUGUUUGUGCUUGUUUGACAGAUGAAAACAAUAAAGUCAAUUUUUUGCAUCCAAAAA